GUCGUGCAAUGCAACAGCCAGCCAGCACAAGCUCAAGGAGCCUACUCCAGCGUUUGAGAGGACAACGGUCGACCGACGACGCACGAUGGCGCCGAGCACCGUCCCGCGCGCGCUCCUGGCCGUGUCCCUCGUUCUCCUGGUGGUCGGCGGCCUCGGGCCGGCGGCGGAGGCGCAGCGGCCGGGGGGGUGCGUGCCGCAGCUGAACCGGCUGCUGGCGUGCCGCGCGUACCUGGUGCCCGGCGCCGCCGACCCCAGCGCCGACUGCUGCAGCGCGCUGAGCUCCAUCUCGCGCGACUGCGCGUGCAGCACCAUGGGCAUCAUCAACAGCAUCCCCUCCCGCUGCAACAUUGGACAAGUCAACUGCUGUUGGGAGGGCCAGGUCACCGAGGUGACCAUGAGUCCAUAA
Aegilops tauschii subsp. strangulata is the source of this 406-nucleotide messenger RNA. RefSeq names its product non-specific lipid-transfer protein C4-like. Lineage: Eukaryota; Viridiplantae; Streptophyta; Magnoliopsida; Poales; Poaceae. The record is from RefSeq and is a predicted model, not a curated record.